Molecule: messenger RNA, 1611 nt
Organism: Soboliphyme baturini
Lineage: Eukaryota; Metazoa; Nematoda; Enoplea; Dioctophymatida; Soboliphymatidae
Source: the annotation of a GenBank genome assembly
UACAUGUGGCUGCCGUGGCGGAAUAUGGUUGAUGAGCCAGAGGAUGUCGAUCGCAUCGUGCUGUUCGACGACGUUUGUUCGAGUUUGUACGAACUUCGGAGCGAAACCGACAAACUAGCAUUUUUCGUGGAAUCGUUGAAGGCUUUGCGUUUGAUCAAUCUACCCCGUUUUCAGAGCUCAAACCGAUGCCUGUGGUAUGAACAAGCCGUCGACGCACAGACCGUCUUUAGGUACUUCGACGUUCUUCCCGAAGUGACCGGCUGCAGCAACUUUGUUGGACGACGUGAGUUUUUUCAGCAGUUCCUGUGCCAAGGUUUGCCUCUUUUACCUGAACAUCCAUGGCGUACAUUUUUGAUCUACGGUCAGCUGUACGACCAGGCUGUGCACCUGGUGUGCAAUACGACGCACAGUCUGAAGAUGCGUCAGAGAAGCUACAAGGCCUUUGCCAAACAUCUGCUGGAAGAUCCGGCUAACAGAAGCACUCUUGUACUUUAUGAAGCGUAUAGUCGCGGCUUAUGGAAGCUUCAAGCAUUGAGCGAAGCAGCGAACGUUAUCAAGACAGCAUUGACCCUUUGUCAGUAUGGCAUCUUUUACUUCUCUGCUGACUCGUUGGAGCAGGUGACAUUAUUAAGACUGCUUUGCUGCUAUGCUGAAAUUGCGCUAUCCAUGGGUACGGACCGAAUGGUGGUGGUCAGCGUUCUUGCAAUGUACUUGACCUCAGGCGAAGUUCAACAGAAUUCGUCGCUUCCCACAUCCUCUUCUUUUGAUAUCAGAGUCAACUGCUUGAUUGGGGUGUUGCAUGAAGAGUGGAAAAAGGUCAAGGAGCACGGCAGUAACAAAAUCUACGCGGAAACCAGGCAGGUCGUGAAGCAGCUCACAGAGCAACGAACACCACCACAGUGCACUCAUCGUCUGUACUACGCGUUCGACAGGGAACUAGAGUGCGUGUAUGAAAACGAAGUAUUUCUAACUGAGGUGAACGGUAGACGAAAAAGCGGUUGUGCUCCUAAACUACUGAUGGUGGUUCUCGACGAGGCUUUAAAAACUUUUCCGAAUCACUGCGGUUUUUUGAAACUUUUCUGUGACUUCUAUCUACGCGGUCAUCUGAUCGUGAAGUUGAGGAACUUUUUCGACACUGUCUGCUCGAAGACCUCGCCUCUGUGCUCAGUGGCCGUGAUUUACGCUGAGUUUGCGAGAUUUUUGAAAGUAAAAGAGGACACAGGUGUCAGGGCGAAUGACGGCGUCGACAGACUGAGGCACGUAUUCGACCAUUACGCAAAUACUUAUCCGAACCUAGAGCUACUCUGGCGUCUUUGGCUGAGGUUCGAAACGCUUUUCGCUGAAGGUAAGCUCGAGGAGGUAUCGUACCGAGCCAUCCGCAGCUGUCCAUGGCAAAAGAUCAUAUACUACGACGCAGUGUCUGCGUUGCCCGCAAGCAAAACCCAGAUGAUUGUCGAUUUGAUCGUCGAGAAAGAGCUGAAGCUCCGGGUGCCAUGGGAAGAAGUUGAAUUAUUGGAGGUUGCUCAGCCAGCCAUUGUCAACGAGCAAAUUCAACCGGGAUCAGAUACGCAUGAACUUCUUCACGAACCAACAGCAGAUCACGAUAAUUGA